AUGCUUGUUGCUGCAAUAUUUGCUUUUUUCGAAAGAGCAUGUCUGGGUUGUUUUGCUGAAAACAUUACACGUCAUUAUCGUGACCAAUAUUUAUUGGCGCUAUUUCGACGUGAUGUUGAAUUCAUUGAAAGGUUCAGUCCCGGUCGUUUGGGACAACGGUUCAGCGAAGAGUCCUCACGAAUUGUCGAGGGCUUAGGACCUGGUUUGGGCUUGAUUGUCCGGUCGCUUUCUUCUCUGUUUAGUGGUAUUGUUAUUGGAAUGACUCGCGAUUGGAUGCUCACUCUCUUGACUUUACUUGUUUCUCCUUUUAUCAUUCUCUUUAGUUAUAAAUUUGAUAGGAGCAUGGGAAAAUACACAGAUGUUGUGAUGAAAGAACAUCAGAACGCCGAUUCUCUUGCCGAAGAGACUUUCCGCGAUAUCAAAACGGUUAUGAGUCUGGGAGCUGAAGAAAAGUUUAUCACACGAUAUUGGAAAAUUGUUAAGGAUUGUUGUAGAAGAGCUAGCAUUUGCACUACAAAAGCUGGAAUCCAUUAUUCAGGAAUGGGUUUUUCAACCCAACUUGCCGACGGAUUGCUGUUCCUCUCCGCAGGAAGCAAUUCUUGUCUCGUGGGAGGCGAAGUUGUGGUCGUGAUGAUUUCUUUGCUCCAGUGCUUUGCUGGAAUCGGCAGCAUGUUCUCGAAUCUCAUCAACAUCGUAAAAGCGAGAAUGUCCGCAGCGUAUUUCCUGCAAGUCAUCGAGCACGAAGACGCCAUGGAUUCGCUCGGAUCCACCGGAAUCUUUCCUGAAAGCAGCAAGGGAGACGUUGUGUACAAGAACGUGGACUUCAAGUACGCUUCGCGCGACACGCAAGUGCUGAAGCAGCUCAACUUCACCAUUCGCGAGAACGAAAUGAUCGGAAUCGUGGGCGAGAGUGGCAGCGGAAAGAGCACAAUCUUGAAACUCUUGAUGCGAUUGUACGCUCCGACGGCGGGAACGAUCACAUGGGACGGAGUCGAUGUGACGACGCUCUCGACGGCGUGGAUUCGCGAUCAGAUCAGCUACGUGGCGCAGGAGCCCGUGCUGUUCAGCGGAACGAUUCGCGAGAAUCUGCUCUAUGGACGCGAGGGCUGCACCGAGGUGGAAAUGGUGGAAGCCGCGAAGCUGGUGGAGGCCGACGCGUUCAUUCGAUCGUUCCCCAAAGGGUACGACACCUAUGUGGGCGAGUUGGGAAGCUCGCUGUCCGGAGGACAGAAACAACGUAUUGCUAUCGCCCGCGCGCUGAUUCGAAACCCGCGAAUUCUGGUGCUGGACGAAGCGACGAGCGCGCUGGACACGACGAGCGAGAAAAUCGUGCAGAACGCGAUGGAAACGAUCCGAAGAAAGAACGAAGCGAAGGGAAAGGGACUGAGCAUCGUGAUCGUGGCGCAUCGGCUGAGCAGCAUUCGAUCGUGUGAUCGCAUUGUGGUGGUGGAUGAAGGGCAAAUCGUGGAAGAAGGCGAUCAUGAAAGCUUGCUAGCGAAGGGCGGAAUCUAUGCGGGAUUGUACAAAAGCCAAGAAACUGGAGGAGAAGAAACCAAACAACAACAACAAGAAGAAAAACAAGGUGAAAGCGAAGUGGCGAAACGAACUGAGAGUGACAUCAAAAUCGAAACAAAGCGAAGCAUGUCUAUUCAAUCGAGUCGCCAUUCCAAAACCAAGGAAGAGAUCCCUGAUGAAGAGGAAGAUGCUAGGAAAAAGAAAGUCAGCAUGUUCAGUCUUCUUCAUUUCGUACCACAUCACAAAUGGCUUUUCUGGACGGGUUUUCUGGGAAGUAUUGCUCGCGCUGCGUUCCCCACCAUUUACUCCUAUUGCUCUUCUGUUCUGCAGGAGCUGCUCUUCACAUUCGAUUUGAACCGACUGUGGAAGGACGGCUGGCUGUGUGUGUACAUUAUGAUCGGGUUCACGGUCGUGAACGCUCUGGGAACGCUUUACAAUUGGGUUGCUGGUGGUAUCGUGGGAGAACAAAUGAUUGCGAACAUCCGUGGAGAAACGUACAAGAAGUAUAUUUUCAUGCCCAUGGAGUUCUUCGACGAUCCCAAGCACAUGCCCUCUAUUCUCACGUCGCGACUGAGCAUCGAUGGCCGACGUGUUCGAGACUUUGUGGAUCGCAUGUACUUCAUCUUUGAGAACUACCUGCUCAUCAUCAUCUCGCUCGUGACCUGCUUCACCCCCGCUGGAAACUGGAAACUGACGUUGGUUGCCGUCUGCAUGUCUCCUUUUCUGCUCGUCGUGGAGUACAUGCAGUGGAUGAUCAUGGCGAAAGUGUCCGAUCAGAUCGACAGAGAGCUGACUGAGCGAUCGGGCGAUUUGACGGAUUGCAUUCUGAACAUCCACACCGUGCACGCUUACAAUCUCCAAAACACGCUGAGUAACCAAAUCAUGAAGAAACUCGAGCCCACCAACAAGAAGACAACGCAACGAUUCAUGCGCGGAGCCAUCGGCCAAGGCCUUUCUCUCUUCAUGCCUUGUGUUUACGAUGCCGUCGUGCUCUUAGUCGCGUUCUCCAUGCUUCAGAAGGGCGAAAUCGACUUCGUUCGCAUGAUGUUCGUUUACAUGACCAUCAACACCUGCGCAGCCACUGUAGGAAUCAACAUGGCGUACACUGCGUCGAAUGAACUCGCCCAGCGAUCGGCGAACAAUCUUCUCUCCGUGAUUAACAUGGAGAACGAAAACGAUGCAGCGCGUGCGCUUCCCGAGAAGGGAAAGGACGGAGCGAUCACGUUCAAUAAUGUGUCGUUCACGUAUCCUUCUCGACCCACUGCUAAAAUUUUGUCGAACAUCUCAUUCACAAUUCCCAAGGGAUCUUCUGUGGCUUUCGUGGGUCCCAGUGGGUGUGGAAAGAGUACGAUCAUUUCGCUCAUCCAGCGAAUUUACAAACCGGAGAGUGGCGAAGUGUUGAUGGACGGAGUCAAUGUGCAGAACGUCAAUUUAGACUCGUAUCGCUCGCUGCUGGGCGCGGUGAACCAAGAGCCGUGCAUGUUCAGCGGCACGAUUCGCGAGAAUUUGGUGAUGGGAGUGGAUCAUGAAGUGUCCGAAGCGGAGCUGAUGGACGCUUGCACGCAAGCGUUGUGCAUGGAUUUCAUCAAUGAAAUGGUGGAUGGAUUCGAAACGGAUCUCGGAUCGACCGGAAAGUCGGUUUCGGGAGGACAGAAGCAGCGAUUGGCGUUGGCUCGCGCGAUUCUUCGAAAGCCGCACGUACUGCUGCUGGACGAAGCGACGAGCGCGCUGGACAGCGAAAAUCAGGACAAGUUCUUGGAGGCAUUGGAGAAGUGGCGAUCGACGCAUCCCUGCACGGUCGUUACUGUAGCGCAUCGACUGAGCACGAUUGUGGACAGCGAUAUCAUCUUUGUUGUUUAUGAAGGAAAGAUCGUGGACUACGGAAGCCACGCGGAACUGCUGAAGAAGUGUGAGUUCUACGCAGCACUGGUAAAGGGACAGAUGGGUGAACAGUAA
Molecule: messenger RNA, 3471 nt
Organism: Blastocystis hominis
Lineage: Eukaryota; Bigyra; Opalinata; Blastocystidae
Exons: 5
Coding region: 1-3471 (1156 amino acids)
Biological process (GO): transmembrane transport
Cellular component (GO): membrane
Molecular function (GO): ATP hydrolysis activity; ABC-type transporter activity; ATP binding
Source: RefSeq, a predicted model, not a curated record